Messenger RNA from Pseudomyrmex gracilis, 2877 nucleotides. It is a transcript of the gene sotv, whose product is annotated as exostosin-2. Bases 696 to 2855 code for a protein of 719 amino acids. Gene Ontology annotation, cellular component: membrane. The record is from RefSeq and is a predicted model, not a curated record. Gene Ontology annotation, molecular function: glycosyltransferase activity. The transcript is spliced from 10 exons. NCBI's taxonomy places the organism in Eukaryota, Metazoa, Arthropoda, Insecta, Hymenoptera, Formicidae.
CCCUUCGUGUGUCCGGAGAGGCGCGAGGGAGAGCCCUGGCAGAAUCCGACAGGGAGUUCCAGGGCCCGUUCUCAAACGCCAGGCACAUCGUGGGGGUUUUAGUGGGUGCGAGUCUCACAUGUGUCUCUUCCUAAACCCUUUCCCAGGACCUUGAGAAAUGCGUAGACAUUUCUCCCACGAAAAAAAUAAAACGAUACGCAAUCGGCAGAAAGGAACCGAGAAAAAUCCUAAAGCAAGCGAUUUGAACUCGCAACCUCUGGGUUCAACCUUUGCGCUAAAGCCGCGGUAGAUCACUAACAGAAGAUACAUGGGAGUAUAGGAGAAUGCUCAAUUAAAGUUGUUCCGUUUUAAUAACGUUUUAAUUUUGUGCGCGCACUUUUCACAGAGUUCAGCUCGAGAGUGUAGUAGAAAAGAACAAAAAGAGCAAAGGAAUGUUGAUUUGUAAAUAUACAUAACCUUCUUAUAAUUACGGGUUACGAUCAUUCAUAGAAGUAUGUGAUACAAUCUGUGCAAUGACGUGUUUGCUGCAUUCAUGCACUGAUCAUUUAACGAUGAGUGCUUUUUGCGUCGAAUAUAUACAGAGAGAUGAUAGAAAAGUUUUUGGAAAUUAAAUAUUACGAUUCGUAACGUUUGAGAUUCGAACGUCACGUUUUAUUUUUUUUUUCAAUUUAUUUUCCAAAAUACAUAAAAAAGAAAUGGUGCUGCCAAUACGUAUAUCACACAAAAGCAACAAAAUCUCGUAUCAUUAUCACAACAUUCUCGUGAUCUGUUUGUUACUAUUUACGUUGUUCAUUGUACUGAUCUCGGUGUACCACAUUUUCAAAUUUGGCAAUACGCAGAAGCAUUCUGAACAUGUACUCAUAACAUUAAGCAAUGUGAAUGUUUUACCCACUCAAACAUUACCUGCCAAUUCGGCGGCGGCGGAUGUCACCAAUUCUUCUUGCACAUAUUUUACUUGUUUUAAUGUGUAUCGAUGCGGAAGUCAGGGGAACAAGCUUCUGGUGUAUGUCUAUCCACCUAAAGUAUACUUGGACUCAAUGGGUAGACCUAUAACCAAUCAGAUGACCAAAGAGUUUUAUCAAAUUUUAAACACCAUUGUCAGCAGCAAAUUUUAUACUCCUAAUCCGUAUGAAGCUUGUAUUUUUGUUCCUUCUAUUGACACUCUUAAUCAGAACAGACUGAAGCUUCAAGAAGUUUCACAGGCACUGAGAUCAUUGCCUUUUUGGAACAAAGGAGAGAAUCACUUAAUCUUUAAUAUGGUACCUGGAAGUGUGCCAGACUACAAUACUGUCAUUGACGUGCCAGUAGGAAGAGCAAUGAUUGCUGGUGCUGGAAUGUCAUCCCUGACACACAGACCUGGGUUUGAUAUUAGUUUACCAGUUUACAGUCCUCUUGUAAACAAUCUCAAGACAAAUCACAGUACCAUGAGAAUAUGGUUGGCAAUAUCCUCGCAAAUCAACAUUAACACUGCCUUUGAACAAGAUCUAAUAGAGUUAAAAACCACGUAUCCAAAGGACUUACUAAUGUUGGGUCCCUGUUUGCAUUUCAAUCCAAUGAAUAAUACAAUACGUUGCGUGGAAGAUAACAUAUACAAGUAUCCUGAUAUUCUGCAAGAUUUUUUUUACUUGCAGUCAGCAACGUUUUGUUUGAUAAUCCGUGGCGCCAGACUUGCUCAGAGCGCGCUUUUGGACGCAAUGACAGCUGGUUGUAUACCUGUAAUUAUAGCUGACUCUUUAGUGAUGCCGUUUCACGAUGUGAUCGAUUGGACAAAGUCUGUUGUUUUUGUGCGUGAAGUUGACAUCUUAUUAACGAUAGAACUACUGAAGAAGAUAUCCCGCCAGCGUAUCGCAGAGAUGCAGGAACAGAACGCUUGGUUAUACGAUCGUUAUUUCAGUUCGAUGGAGAAGAUCACGGAAACCACAUUGGAAAUACUCGCGGAUCGCGUAUUUCCGCAUUUGACCCGCGAUUACACGUACUGGAACAUACCGCCUUACAAAGUGGGUAGAAGAAAAGGAAAACCCUUGCCGCUCUUUUUGCCAGUAACCGCUCCGAAAACACGCGGAUUCACUGCCGUAAUACUGACGUACGACAGGGUGGAAUUGCUGUUUCUGCUGAUUAACAAACUCGUGAAGGUGCCGAGUCUGUCCAAAGUUCUAGUCAUUUGGAACAAUCAGCAUAAAAAUCCGCCACAUUCGUCAAGAUGGCCGAAAGUGAGCAAACCGCUAAAAGUGAUUCAAACGAAGGAAAAUAAAUUGUCCAAUCGAUUUUAUCCGUACGACGAGAUCGAAACUGAAGCGGUAUUGUCGAUAGACGAUGACAUCAUUAUGUUAACUACUGACGAAGUUGAAUUUGCUUAUGAGGUGUGGAGAGAAUUUCCAGACAGAAUUGUCGGCUUUCCGUCCCGCAUACACAUGUGGGACAAUAGCACCAAUUGUUGGAAAUACGAGAGCGAAUGGACAAACAGUAUUUCCAUGGUUUUAACGGGAGCGGCUUUUCAUCAUAAAUAUUGGAAUUACAUGUACACCACAGCUAUGCCUGGUGACAUAAAGGAAUGGGUCGACGAGCACAUGAACUGCGAGGAUAUCGCAAUGAACUUUCUGGUAGCGAAUGUCACCGGAAAAGCUCCGAUAAAGGUAACGCCAAAGAAAAAAUUCCGAUGCCCCGAGUGCACCAAUACCGAGAUGCUGUCUGCAGAUUUGACGCACAUGAUGGAACGUACGCAGUGCAUAAACAAAUUCUCUUCGAUUUACGGAACUAUGCCUUUGGAAUCGGUUGAGUUUCGCGCGGAUCCGGUGCUCUUCAAAGACGUGUUCCCGGAGAAACUAAAGCGAUUCAACAACAUUGGCAGUUUGUAGGAACAAUAUAUGAGAUUCAUAU